ACAUGCAGCCUUUUUUAAAGACUCGUAGGACAUCAGAAGCAAAGUCCUAUUGAUGGAGAACGUCACAGCUCAGCGUGUGACAGAACUUACAUUAACAGGCUUGGACCACCUGCCCAACCAGCAGUUGCUGGGAACUCUGAUCCUCGUUACUUAUCUCUUCAUACUGCUUGGCAGCAGUGCCAACAUAUGUGUGGUGGCAUCAGACAGGCGCCUGUUCACGCCAAUGUACAUAUUAAUCUGCAACCUGGCAGCGGUGGACAUCACUUUCACCACCAGCGCUGGCACCACAUUGAUCGGACUGCUGCUUUUGGGCAUCCGGAACAUCUCGUACCAGGAGUGCAUCUCACGCAUGUUCAUCUACCACAUGGGUGACAUCUGCCUGAGUCUCACCCUCACCUUGAUGGCGGUGGAUCGCAUGGUGGCCAUCAGCAACCCCCUGCGCUACCACAGCAUCCUCACCAACGGGCGGACCCUUGCCUUGAUUGCUUUUACCUGGCUGCUCGCGAUUGUGAUCAUGGGCCUGUUGGUGGGGAUUGUUGACAGCCUCCCCUACUGCCAGCCUCUGCUCAGGUACAGCUUCUGCUCCUACGCCACAUUGGUCCGGGCAGCCUGUGUUGAUCCAGAACCCUACUUCAUCUACACUACAGUAAUGUCCAGCUGGGUGAUUGGCGUGCACCUGCUUCUAAUCCUGGCCACGUAUGUGAAGAUCAUCUAUACCGUGCUCAGGCUGUCAAACAACAAGAGUCGCAAGCAAAUGGUCAACACGUGCGUCAGCCAUGUCAUCGUGGUCACCUGCUACUUCCUGCCCAAGUUCAUCGUCAUCUUGCUGACAAGGGUGGGUGUCACGCUGAACCUGACAGAACGUAACGCUCUGCUCAUAGUCUCCACGUUGCUCCCGUCCUUCAUGAAUCCCACUGUCUAUUGCUUCAAAACAAAGGAAAUAAGGACCCGACUGAUUAAAAUACUGAAGAGAAGCCGCACGAAAGCCAUAAAGUGAAGUUUCAUUCACCUGUUCUUGGCUGUAAAUACAAUUUAAAAUUUGGCUGAUUUAUCUCCUGUUUACAAUAAUAUUGUAUUGGCCAAGUCUCUGACUGAGUGAUUAGUCUACUGUAACUCUGGUCCCCCAUUGAUCCCUGGACUGACCUGUACAGUUAAAUUAAAAAGAAAUUAAGCACAAAAAAUAAUGGCAAUGCAUUUGUGUUCAUCUUCUGCACACAAGAAACAUAAUAAUGCAGAGACUGAACUUAGGCCGAUGACGGGUGUUGCCACAUUAAUUCAUCUGCAAGA
This is a messenger RNA of Brienomyrus brachyistius, 1287 nucleotides long. Its product is annotated as olfactory receptor 10G4-like. Gene Ontology annotation, biological process: G protein-coupled receptor signaling pathway. The transcript has 2 exons. The record is from RefSeq and is a predicted model, not a curated record. NCBI's taxonomy places the organism in Eukaryota, Metazoa, Chordata, Actinopteri, Osteoglossiformes, Mormyridae. Gene Ontology annotation, cellular component: membrane. Gene Ontology annotation, molecular function: G protein-coupled receptor activity; olfactory receptor activity. The coding region runs from base 53 to 997 and encodes 314 amino acids.